Molecule: messenger RNA, 928 nt
Organism: Schistosoma spindalis
Lineage: Eukaryota; Metazoa; Platyhelminthes; Trematoda; Strigeidida; Schistosomatidae
Source: the annotation of a GenBank genome assembly
AUUUGGAUAGAUACCUAUAACAAUUUGAUUUGAUUUUAUAUCAUUUUAUAUAGAAUGUCUAGAUCUUAUCCAGCAGAUACAAGAUCACAAAAAGUUCUAGAAGAAUUAUAUGAAAAAGAAACCAUAACACAAUUGAAUUGGUUUUUAAAAUGUCAAGAAGCUAAAAAGAUCUAUAAUACAAAUUUAUUAACACCAUCUAAUAUAAUGGAUAUAACAAUACCGAAAAUGUCAACUAUUUUAUCUACUAAAUUAAAUAUAAAAGAGAAUGAAGAGAAUUCCAUGAAAGGAUCUAAUGAAAUUGUUAAAGAUAAUAAGCAUAUUAUAGAAGAGAAUAAAGAAGAAUAUACAAUGGGACCAGAUAUGUAUAAACCAUCAUUAGAAGUAUUGAAAUUAUUAUAUGAUGGAAUAUCAAAAGAAGGUAAAGGACGGAAUCUUUAUCUUCAUAAUCGUUAUAAAUUAAAUUUAGAAGAUAAAUUCCAAUUUCCUAUACUUAGUUCAAUGGAAUAUGGUUGGGGUCAUGGUGAUUUAAUUAGUAAAUCAACUGCACAAUCUAGAAAAUUUGGACGUCAAUGUGUUAUUGAAGAUUCAUUUUAUCGACGAACUGGGAUACCAUUUAAACAUGGAGCUGGAAUGAUUGGAUUAGAUAAAUAUAGUUUUUAAAAAGGACAUUUACACCAUCUUAACUCAUAGGGGGACUUUUUUGUUUAAUAUUAAUACAUUUUUAACAUUGAACUAUUCAGGUAAAACAAUUUAAAGUGACUAAUGCGUUAUUCCACUCAAUAAUAACCCAUACAUAUCAAACGUGUAAAUUCCGUAUUAUUAUUUUAUUGUUGUAUUUAAACUACUAUUAAUUUUAUAAGUAGCAUAAAUUUAUUACAUAUUUUUCAUGUUGAUUAAUAAUAUUUUUUUGUGUCAAUUCAACAUUUCA